AGCGGAUAGUACAGCAUUUGUAUGUAUCUAUGUGAAGUAAAUUCCUAAAAUUGUUAUAAUAUGCGAAUUUUGUAUCACAACUUUUUUACAUUUCAUUCCUAAGAGUGGUAAGCAAAAUGUCAUUUUCUCUUCAUUCCUUGGCGAUCAUUUUGAUGGCUGUUUUAGCUUAUCGACGUGUUGGCGUUGCAGGAAGCCACGACAAUGCAGCAAUCGAUUACAUGCAGCAUUGUAAACCCACGGACACCUGCAAAUACAAGAACACUGGAUGUAUUAAUGGCAUUUGUCAAUGCAAAGCUGGAUACGUCCUAGCCACCUAUAAUGGUCAAAUACUUUGUCUGGAAAUUGUACCCAUCCAUAAUAUUGCUACUGUCGAGGAUCAUCCCUGGGUGAUAAAGAACGAGACUUGCCUUGACUCACCAGACGCCGAUAGAACGUGUCGAUCCUCCUGUUACACGGGAUUCCUCGUCGACAUACUCCGCAUUAUGGAUAAGGAAUUCAAGAAUUUAGAUAACUGUACAAUCACAGAAGUCGAUUCUUUCGGAACACUGGACUCGAGCAGUGAUCCUCCCGCGUGGAAAUCUGGCUUGAUGAGCAUCGUUGCAAAUAAUCAAACCGACGUCGCCAUGGCGGCAUUUAAUGCGUCCAAAAUUGACGUAGAAGUGAGGAAAGUUAUGAGAUAUUCCACCCCUUUUGUAUCAAAUCCGUACAAGCGGGCUCAGUUUGCCCUUGGUUUCCCUCUCUCGUCCAAAGCAGGGUCGCAGAUUCAAGCCAUAAUACAUAAUCUCAAGAAAAAGCGAUGCCUGGAAUAUUUUUUGAUUAAGUGGUUCAUAAACGGGACUUCUUUAUGGUCGAUGGAAAAGCAGAAAACUCCAUACACUCCGACCCAGGUGUGUCAAACGAUGUAAGAGUGCGACGGAAACAAAUAUCCAAGAACUAACUACAAGUUAUGAAAACUUGUUGCCUUAUAUACUUUACUUAAUUUUGGCCACGUUUAACCAGCAAAAUAUGUCCUUUCUUAUUUGUUAUGAGUGAAUAAAUUUGCAAAAUCGGUA
Folsomia candida is the source of this 1052-nucleotide messenger RNA. RefSeq lists its product as uncharacterized. The record is from RefSeq and is a predicted model, not a curated record. The transcript is spliced from 6 exons. Bases 117 to 905 code for a protein of 262 amino acids. NCBI's taxonomy places the organism in Eukaryota, Metazoa, Arthropoda, Collembola, Entomobryomorpha, Isotomidae.